This is a messenger RNA of Cyphellophora attinorum, 2232 nucleotides long. Its product is annotated as Pre-mRNA-processing protein prp40. NCBI's taxonomy places the organism in Eukaryota, Fungi, Ascomycota, Eurotiomycetes, Chaetothyriales, Cyphellophoraceae. The coding region runs from base 1 to 2232 and encodes 743 amino acids. The transcript is spliced from 2 exons. The record is from RefSeq and is a predicted model, not a curated record. Gene Ontology annotation, biological process: mRNA cis splicing, via spliceosome. Gene Ontology annotation, cellular component: U1 snRNP; U2-type prespliceosome. Gene Ontology annotation, molecular function: RNA binding; protein binding.
AUGCAGAAGCCGAAGGAGCUCAUGACGCCCAUCGAGCGCGCUCUCGCCGAUCAGCCAUGGAAGGAGUACACCGCUCCGGAUGGCCGCAAGUACUAUUCGAACUCGCAGACGAAAGCGACAGUCUGGGAGAUGCCAGCCGAAUAUCGCGAUGCGCUCGAUGCUGCACAGCAAGGCUCGAGACCGCAUCCACCGGCGCCAUCCUUCGUGGCUGGCGGCUCGACCGCCCUAUCCGCCUACAAUCCCGAUGCCCCAGCGAACGUUUACGAAAGUCGCAAAGCAGAUCUAGCCUUGCCGCAGAUCAGCAAGGAGGUCGUGCCAGACUACUCGACUUUUCAAGACGCCGAAGCGGCUUUUAUGAAGCUCCUCAAGCGCAUGAACGUACAACCGGACUGGUCCUGGGAGCAGGCCAUGCGAGCGACCAUCAAAGACACUCAGUACAGGGCGCUCAAGGACCCGAAAGACCGCAAGGCAGCGUUUGAGAAAUACGCGGUUGAGGUUCGACAGCAAGAAGCGGACAGAGCCAAGGAUAGAUUCGCUAAGCUCCGAGCAGAUUUCCUUGAUAUGCUGAAGACACAUCCAGAGAUCGAGCACUUUAGUCGCUGGAGGACCAUUCGACCCAUCCUCGAGCGCGAGACGGUCUUCAGGGCUGCAGAAAGCGAAGACGAGCGCAAGCAGCUCUUCGAAGAAUAUAUCGUCGAUCUCAAGAAGCGAAAUAUCGAACAGGAAGCCGCACGCAGGAAGUCUGCUCUCAGUGACCUAACGCCCAUUCUGCAGGGACUCAAUCUCGAGCCAUACACCCGCUGGUCGCAGGCGCAGGAAAUGCUCGAAGCAGAUGAGCGCGUCAAGGCUGACGACAACUUCAAACUUCUGAGUAAGUCAGACGUUCUGAUCGCUUUCGAGAACCACAUCAAGUCCCUUGAACGCACUUUCAAUGAUGCUCGACAGCAGCAGAAACAGAACAAGGCCAGACUCGAACGUCAAUGUCGUGAUGGCUUCUCAGAACUUCUGCAAGACCUGCGCAACCAAGGCAAGCUCAAGGCCAACACCAAAUGGAAAGACGUCCUCCCUCUCAUCGAAAAUGAUCCUAGGUAUGUAAACAUGCUUGGACAAGCUGGAUCUACACCACUGGACAUGUUCUGGGAUGCUAUUGAGGAGGAAGAAAAUGCGCUUCGAGGAAGACGCAACGAUGUCUAUGAUGUGCUAGAGGACAAGCGCUAUGAGGUUCACCCCAAAACAACGUUCGAAGACUUCUUUGACGUGGUUUCAACUGAUAGACGCACAGCCAAAAUCGACAAGGACACCCUGCAGCUCAUCUUUCAACGCCUACGUGACAAGGUCGUCAAGCGCAACGAAGAUGAGAAGCACGCUGCCGAUCGGCACCAACGCCGCGCUAUUGACGCUCUUCGUUCCCGCAUCAAGCACCUCGAGCCACCUGUCCGCAUGUCGGAUUCAUGGGACGACGUUAGACCGCGCGUCGAGAAGACCGAGGAGUAUCGAGCUCUCGACAGCGAAGACGCUCGUAAGACUGCUUUCGACAAGGUCUUGAAGCGGCUAAAGGAGAAAGAGGAGGAUCAUGAACGAGAUCGCGAGCGUCAUCGACCCCGAAGCCGUAGGAGCGAUGAGCGCGAGCACCGCAAUGGCCACCGCGACUCGAAGCACGGUCGCCUGUCUCGCAGCCCUGAACCCGAUCCAUAUGAGGCGGAUCGCCGCAAGGCAAUGGCCGCUCGCGAGAAGCAGUACCGCAAGAGCACCGGGCUCAGUCCUCCACCGGAUUCUCCCCGCGAGCGCCAUAGAGAUCGCGACCGUGAGCGAGAUCGAGACCGAGACAGAGACCGCCGUCGCCAAGAUGAUCGCCACGGCCGACUGGACAGAAGCCCGUCACGCCAGCUCAGCUCUUACGACCGCGAACGUCGCGAUCGCGAAGAGGAGCGCGAACGCCUUUAUCGAGCUCGUGGCGAUCCUCGCGGAAGUCGAGACGAGCUCAACUACGGCGAUGACGCCAAGAGCGUGGCCGGCAGCGAACGCCGGCGCCGAAGAGAAAGCGAUGGUGAGAGCGCGGCCAGUGGCGAUCGACGGAGCGCCAAGCGACAUCGCCGAGACUCACGAGACCGGCGAGAUCGGCCAGUUCGAAAGAGCAAGACGCCUGAACUUAAGACUGCUGAGAAACCUGAGUCCGAAGAACCGGCUGGAGUCCACUCUGGUAGUGAGGAGGGAGAGAUCGAGGAGGAUUGA